AUGCCAGUUGGCCAUGUUGGAAUGAGGGGGAUUUGGGAGGAGCACCCUCAAAUGUCUAAGUCUUGCCAAGAGGCCCGGGGUCUGGAGUUGCUGAGGCUUCCUUGGUUCCAGGUUCUUCUCCUCCCUGGAGGCCGAGGGCUGGGAGACAAGGGCCCCAGCCCAGCCCUUCAGGGGACACCUCCUGGUCCUCGCCAUGUGUCCACAGGCCUGAUAACAGUUCUUGCACAUUAUCUGUGGGUCGAAGAGGACAGUGGAAGCACAAGCGGCCACGUUCCAUCUCUCGCGAGAGCCCACGUUCCCGAGCGGCAGGAAGGUGGAAUUUUUCCAGCCAAUAGGAGCGAGCCACGCCCUGCGAGGGCGCCUAUAAAAGGCAGGUGCCAGGGGGCAGUCUGCACUUGGAAGACCUGGCAGUGCAGGGUGAAGGCCGUCCCCGGGGGCUUUCAGAUAGACUCUGGAACUGAAGGCUCAGAGCCCCGCAGCUCAUCCGUGCGACACCCCACUGACCGGCCGCCCUGCCACCAGAACUCGUUCCCAGAAAGCGGCUCAGAUGUGGAGGAGAAAGCACUGGAAGGGAAAGAGGAGACGUUACUGUCGCCGUUGAGAGAGAGCCGCACCCAAAGGCGAGGGUCAGAGCCCAAGACAGGGGAGGAGGAUCCCAGGGAAAGCGAGCCCAAAAGGGACAGCUGCAUUUCCGGAUCAGAAUCGGAAGGCUGCUCCAGUUGGGAGGGCUCCGGCAAGAGGAAAGUCACUUCCAGCGACAGCACCUGCCCCCCAGCAGCAGGGGCCUCUCCAGCAGGUGAGCGCAGUGUGACUCCGGGAAAGAGGAAGCGGACGACGCCGGACUCGGGCCAGGGCAGCGAGAGCGAGGAGACCGCGGGUGCCGCCCAGCGCAGGAGACGCGGGGCGCGGGGCGCCGGGCGCGGCCGUCGGAGCAGGUGCAGGUCCCCGAGAGACCGGCCGCCCCCACUUCGGAAGAGGCUGGUGACCGCCGUGCGCGCCCUGUCUGAGGCCGUCCGUCAGGACGUGGCUGGGGCGUGGGAGCAGCGGGAGCGUUCCCCGCUGACCUGGGAGCAGCGCUCGGGGCUCGGGCGGCUCUGGGCGCCUCUGUGCGCGGCCUUGCAGACCGUCUACACCAUGGCCAACCAGGCGGCCUACGUCUUCCCUGCAGAGAGCUGGCUCGUCCCAGCCCCGCCGCCGGGCCCCCGGGCUCCAGCUGGGGAUACAGGAGAAGCCCGGGGCUCCCCCCGCGAGGGACACGGGGCCUCCCCUCCCGGGGUCGGGAGCGAGGCCGCCCGCGCUCGGGAAGGCACCCGCGCUGCCGCAGAGCUGCGCGCGCAGCCGCGGGGGUGAGACCAAGGCCCUGCUACCGCCCACACUGCGGGUACCGCGCGUGUCAGACUUGGGGCGCUCGGAGCAAAGGCACUGCAAACACCGAGUGCGGAGCUGACGAGCUCGUGUCCGAUUUCGUGUUAGGCACUGUAGUGUGUUUUGAGGGUCUCUGGACGGCCCAGCAUUAUUUCAUGAUGAGAACAGGUAUCGGGGUGUAAUUCGUAUGUUGUUGCCAACGUCUCGCUAAGUAAACAUACUUCUCUCCUCCCCUUUGAUCCGAAAAGGCGCUAAGUCUUGGGUCCCCUGCCUCCAGUCUUGGAGGACUGAAGCCACAGGCCUGGGGGAGCAUCUAUGUGGAGGGAUGGUUGUACUGUUCAGUUUGGUGAAGUCACCAUGUCGGUUUGUCCUUCGCUUUUCAGUUACUUUAUAUGAAACCUGGUUCAAGAUACAUUAAUGUUAUUGACUGUAUGUGCUUAUUCUCACAGCUGGCUCAUAUGCCAAAUUUUAAAUUUUCUAUAUUGCAGAUUUCAAGUUAUCCUAUUUAUGAAAGGAUAUUAAAUCCAAGAUAGAUGAUGUCAUUUUAUAUAUAUUUUAUGUACUUUCCAAUUUGUAUUUUACACUGGAAUCAUGUAGUCUUUCAUGUAUAAAUGUGCAGAAUUUUAUGUAAGCAAAAUAAACCUUUUUCCGUAUUGUCUUGUCCUUUGGUUCCUAAUUUCUACAUAACAGCGAUAAAAUAAAAAUGCUGCUCAUGGAUUGUAGGUCUUAGAUAAUUUCAUAUUUAUCUAGAUGGAGUUUGUUUCAUGGCAAGUGAGGGUUAGGAAGGACGCUGUUUUCUUUUCACCUCUACUGCAUUUCCACCUUGACUUUCCUACACCUAGCAGCUCUUAUUGUAGGACGGGGAUAGCAGUCAAUUAUCCCACUGAAUGGGGCAAUUCAAUUAUAAUAUAAAUCAGUUUGAACCCAUGCCCUGGCUUCUAAUUAUACAAAGCAAGUGCCUGCAUGUGUACAAAAAGUUACAAUUGGCAAGUUACAUUUGGGGAUUGGAGGUGCAAUUACCAAAGGAUGAAAAAUAAAAUUUUAAAAUAAUAAAAUAAUACAACAAAAUAAAAUAAAAAACAGAACACCUGGGAAUAAAUCCAAUAAAAAUGUAUCAAGUGUAUAUGAGAAACCAUAUAAGAUUUCAGAAACAUAUGAAAGUAGACAUAAACAAAUAUAAAAUCACAUCAUUGUUCUUAGAUAGAAAAACUCUUCAUAUUAUCAAACAUCAAUUGUCCCUAAGCUAAUUUAUAAAUUUAAUUUGUUUCUGAAACAGAUGGUUCCAGUUCCUUAUUGAAUCCAAGCAUGUUAUUACAAAAAAAAAAAAUCCCUACAGCUGAAAAUACAAAUAAAAAUAUGCAAGAAAACUCUGAAAAGGAAAAAAAGAUGAGGGUAAACUUUUAGUUAAGCAAGAGCUCCAGAGAUCUGUACAACAUCGCACAUAUAGUCAUCAAUGUAUUUGUACACUUAAAAAUCCAUUAAAAGUGGGGCAAGUGGACAUGCACCCCAACG
Felis catus (domestic cat) is the source of this 2877-nucleotide messenger RNA. RefSeq names its product protein FRG2-like-1. The record is from RefSeq and is a predicted model, not a curated record. The transcript has 6 exons. Lineage: Eukaryota; Metazoa; Chordata; Mammalia; Carnivora; Felidae. The coding region runs from base 1 to 1350 and encodes 449 amino acids.